Messenger RNA from Funneliformis geosporum, 1758 nucleotides. Lineage: Eukaryota; Fungi; Glomeromycota; Glomeromycetes; Glomerales; Glomeraceae. The record is from the annotation of a GenBank genome assembly.
AUGUCAACGUCAAUUAUCCGUCGUAAAAAGACAAAACAACGUGAACAGAGAUGUGAGAAAAGAAGUCAUGAAGAGACAAGAAGAAAAGAAGAACUGAUUCAGGUAGAUAUAUUUUCGCAAGCUCCUUUUCCAUUGGGUAAUUCCGUUCGUUCCACAUGGUUGUUCUGGCCCACAAUACUUGCAAUUUGUGAGAUCACUCAAGCCGUGAUUCCAUUCAAUCGUGUGGAUAAUAAAGAGAACCAAGAGCCAAGGGAAAAAAGGCAAAGGAAAAGUGAGCCUCCUUCAAUAUCAAAUAAUAAUAUUAUUCAUGAACCCAACAAGAAAGAAGGCGUACCUUAUUAUAACUUAAGUGUUCAGAAUAGUAUUAAGCCUUUAACAUCAAAUAAUGUAACAAAGCUCUUGGAUAAUAUUAUUCAUGAACCCAACGAGAAAGAAUGCGUACCUAAUUAUAUAGACCUAACCAAACUUGACGAUGACCCAAGCAUUCAGAAUAGCAUUAAACCUUCAACAUCAAAUAAUGUGACAAAGCUCUUGGACAAUAUUAUUCAUGAACCCGAAGGUGUACCUAAUUAUAUAGACCUUACCGAACUUGACGAUAAUCCAAGUGUUCAGAAUAAUAUUAAACAUAAGAUUUUUCAACUUGUAAAGAAGAUGGAGGCUGAAAAGUACGAGAUAAUAUUAAAGAUAAUGGAGAUAAAGGAGGCUGAUAAAUUAAAAACAGUAGAAAGGGUAAUGAAAAUGAACGAAGAUGAAAAGUUCGAGACAAUUAAAAGAGAGGAGGCUGAGAAGCGAACAAUAGUGGAAAAGAAAGAAGCUGAGAAGCAAGCGAUAGUGGAAAAGAAAGAAGCUGAUAACCAAAAAGCUCUAUGGGAAGCUAAAGAAUACCGUCAGUCAAUAUUACGCUUGGAAAAUACCGGUAGUAUAAGAGGCGCACUAGAAUUCAUUCGUUCGAAGAUUUUAUUGAAUCGUAGCCCUUCUAUUUUUGAAGAACCAGUGGAUAAAACGUUAUUACGCCUUUCCCAAGAUAAGAAUUUUACCAACUACUUACAAAAAGCGUGCCAUGAAAAUCAUCUUAGGUUUGAUGACGUUAAAAGAUGUGUAGGUGGUUUAUACCACACAGCAUCAAAAAAUUUUCACGGACACGGCAAAAUUACAAUCAAUGCGCAAUCUUGGUCGACAAACGAAGUUUUGUCGUUGGGCGUUAUUUUUGAGUAUUUCAAAAUUCAGUGGUCAUAUUGUAAUGCGGAUGAUGAAAGUAAUAUAAGUAGGAGUGAACAUGGGGAAAUUACUUCACACUUCGCACUUCACUCUUUACAAUUCAUCCCUAUGGCUAGUGAACCUUCGAGCGCCACUAUAGCCAGUGAACCUUCGACCAGCACUUCUGAAAUUCAAACAGAUACUUCUGAGCCUCCCCAACUCGAAGUACUUGCAUUAAUUUAUCUUCGAAAUCAAGAAAUUUCAACUAUCCCCAGCAGAAUUCCGAAACUCAAUCCUUGCGGUAUUUGCCAAAGAGUAAUCCUAAAAUUCCGAUUACAAUCAUUCGUUGUGUUGGGUUGCGAACACCUUUUCCACCGCCAAUGUCUUGAGAAUUAUAUUAUGCAAGCAGAAACAGAUCCUAUUACUCUUACAUGCCCUUCGUUUAGAUUAACUUUUGCAGAAGCUAUGCUUCAAAAAAGGGCCGAUCAUCUCGUGAUUUAUCGAAACCCGCCAGCUCCUGGAACUGUCGUGGAACUAGGGAGAUCUCAUGUGAUACGUUAA